GUUGAAUUUAAAACAAGGUGCGGUAACUGUUUGACGGUGAAUACUGUUCUUAUUGUCUGCUAGUUUUAAAACAUUCUUCAUCAAUUAUGAUGGAGACAUGUUUAAAUGAUAAACCUGUCCGACAAGAGUUGAUCGUUGUCGAAGACUUGAAAAGAGAUCUUUCAGAAGAAUUUUCCAGACUUUCAGAAACUUCAGAUUCAUCACAGGUUAACAGUUCAGAUGACAAGGAGCGCCUGCAAGUUUAUCUUCGUGUUAGGCCUUUUACUACAACUGAAAUUGAGAAAUCUGAAUCACAGGAUUGUGUGGUAAUUGAAGACUUGAAAAAUGUAGUCCUGAAAGCUCCAAAAGGGUCAUUAACAUGCAGGCAAAGUGAAAAACUGCUCAGUCAGAUGGUUCAAAGAUUUCAGUUUUCACAAAUUUUCAGCCCUGAUGCAACACAAAAUGAAGUCUUUGAAGGAACUGUUAAACCUAUGGUUAAGGACUUGGUAGAUGGAGUUAAUUCUCUUGUCUUUACUUAUGGAGUGACAAGUGCAGGAAAAACAUACACUCUGUUAGGCCCAGAAAAUAAUGCAGGGAUCCUUCCAAGAUGUCUACAUGUUUUGUUUAACACUAUCAAAGACCGGUUAUAUGAGAAAAUGGAUCUCAAACCCCAAAGAUGUAGUGAAUACAUCAGACUUACAAAAGAGCAACGGGCACAAGAAAUUACCAAUAAAGGUUCAGUUUUUCGUCUAAUGAAGGAGAUCGACUCACAGAGCAGCCUGUUGAAUGUCAUAAACAAGUCAUCAAGAUCAGAGAGCAUUUCAAGUGUUUUAGGAGAUAAUCAACUAUAUAAUCCAGAACGGUUCAGUUUAAACGUUGGAAACCAAACAAAAUUUUCACUGUGGGUUUCUUUCUGUGAAAUAUAUAAUGAGAAUAUCUAUGAUUUGCUUGACCCAGUGUCAAAUGGUUCAUUAAGGAGAAAUUCUCUGCGGCUUGCACAAGAUGUUAAAGGCAACCCUUAUGUUAAAGAUCUUAAGUGGAUUCAAGUGUCUGAUGCAGAGGAAGCAUAUAAAAUUCUAAAACUGGGCAAAAAAAACCAAAGCAUUUCCUGCACGAAACUCAACAAUCUUUCCAAUAGAAGCCACAGCAUUUUCACCAUCCGAAUUUUACGCAUUGAAGAUUUUGGUGUUCCUCGUGUACAACAAGUUAGUGAGUUAUCUUUAUGUGAUCUUGCUGGGUCUGAAAGAUGUGCUAAAACUCAAAAUAAAGGAUGCCGUCUUAAGGAAGCUGGAAAUAUCAACACCUCCCUCUUGAUUCUGGGCAAAUGUAUAAAUGCUUUGAGGCAUAAUCAGAGGUCAAAGCUUCUACAACAUGUGCCCUUUCGAGAGAGCAAGCUAACUCAUUAUUUUCAGAGUUUUUUCUGUGGAAGAGGAAAAGCUUGCAUGAUUGUGAAUAUUAAUCAGUGUGCUACAAUGUAUGAUGAAACUCUUAAUGUACUAAAAUUUUCCUCAGUUGCUCAAAAGGUUGUGAUUCUUAAUGGGGUAAAACCUCCCCCAGUUGUUCCAGUUAGAUCAGCCAGAGAGGUUUCCUUCAUUAUUGACAAUGCUGAUAAAAAACAGUUUUGGAGAGCAAGAAGUAGCUCUUUAUUGGAUUGGAAGGUGACUCUGGAAGAUGUUUUGGAAAAUGAUGGGGCUGAAGAAGAGGAGGAUGAUAAGGAACUUGGAGAGACUGAGGAAAUGAUAGAUGAGGAGCAAGAGGUUGAAACUAUUCAAGAAGAUGAUACCAUUACUGUUACCAAAGAAUCAUAUGAGAAAAUGAUUGCUUAUGUUAGUGAAUUGCAAAAUAAGCUAAUUGAAGAGAAAAAAGAUCAUUUGCUGCUUGAAGCAAAAAUUCGAGAGGAGGUUGCCAAUGAGUUCUUGAAUUUAUAUGAACAAAGAGAGCAUGAUUUUAGUGAACUCCUUGAGAGGGAAAAAGAGAUUAUGGAAGACAGAGCAGAAAAACGAUUGCAAAUAUUAAAGGAAUUAGUCAAGCAUGGUGAAAAUAAAGAGGAAGAAAUAAGCAUUCCUUCCAAAAACGAACUGGAACCUACUGACGUAUUGGAUGGAUUGAUUGGAUCUUUGCAAGAUGAUGUGGCAUGUAUCAGAAAACAAGCAGAGGAUGCUCAAAAUCUCCUUGCAACUUCUGACUUGCAGGAUAAUGUUGCACACCUUCAAAACCAGCUUGUGAAGAUAUCUAAUGAAUUAACAAACACUCAAAAUCUCCUUCAAAUGAAAACAAAAGAAUUUGAUUUGUAUGUCAGCAGUCAAUCACAAGAGCUAAAUAAACAACUGGAAGAGUUAAAACAGGACAUUGGAUCAAAGAAUGAACAAGUGAAACAUUUAAUGGAAAUGUGCAAUAAGAAGGAUAAGCAAAUUAUUACUCUCCAAGAAAUGUUGGAUCAUUGGGAGGAGGCGGCCAGAAAUUCUGAAAAAUCAUUGGAAGCCGUUAAAGAAAAACUACAUAAAUUAAUGGCUCGGUGUCAAUGCGGGGUUGAAACUGACCAGGACCAUGAAAGUCAUCAUAAGUUGGGUGCUUGUAGCAGAAAGAGAGUUGGUGAAAAUACACAAGACCUUCAAGGACAGCCACCCUUAAAGAAAGGGGCAGAUAAUGAAGAAUGUAUUUGCAGCUGUCCGAAUAUUCAGAAAAACAGAACUGAAGAAUUAAAGAAAAUGUGUUUUGAAAAAGACACAGAGAUAGUAAACCUAAACAAACAUUUGGAACAGUUACAACAAGAGUUCAGUUUAUGUAGAGACAAUGUCCAGAAAGAGAAGAUGCUAAGCGAAGAGUUUAGUGAAAAAUACAGUAGAACCAAACAGGAUCUUUUGUUUUCUGACCAAACUAUAAAGGAAUUAAGCACUAAACUUGAGAACCAGGGUACUUGCUAUGAAUCUGCUUUGCAUGAUUUACAAAUACAGAAAGAUACAAAUAGGAAUUUGGAAGAUCAAAUUGAAAAUCUUCUAAAAAAUACGGAAAUGCUGAUGAAAACUAACUUGGAAAAUUCAUCACAGAUUAACAUCAUGCAAGAAAAAAUAAAUAAACUCUCUCAAAUUGAAGACUUUGCAAAGAAAACCACUGCAGAUUUGAAAAUUGCAACAGAAACUGUAGCAAAACUAGAACAGGAAUUAUGUGAAAAAUCUUGUAAUCUGGAUUCAUUUAAAAGCCUACUUGCCACCACUAAUAUGGAGCUGGAACAUGCAAGAAAAGUAAAAAACGAUAGUCAUUUUAAUGACAUAGUUGAAGCAAUGCGCAAAGAAUGUCAAGAGAUGGUUACAGAUGCUUCUGAAAAGGCUCAAAAAAUAACAGGACUGACAGAAGAAGUGGCCUUGUUGAACCAAAAGAUUGCCGAGCUUGAAGUCCACUCCAUUCAACUUAAACAGCAACAUGAGAAAGCUUUAAAAGAUAAAAUGGUUUCCAUCCAGCACCUGCAAGAGUCACUGGAAGAACAGAGCCGUAUUUCUGUGGAAUCUGAACGACUGCAAGUGUCACAACUUAGUAAAAUUAAUUUUGAGCUUAAGGAGAAAAUUGUUGUGUUUGAGCAGAGAAUAGAACAUUUACAAAAUCUUUUAAAACUCCAGAGUGAGAAAGAAACGAGCAUUGAAAGAAAACUUGCUGAACAGAAUUGUUUAGUAGAAAAUCUGAAGGAAAGUCUGAAGAAAGCAGAAGAUCAACUACAAAAUGAAGCUGCAAAGCAUUCUGUUAUAGAAACAAAGUGGAAAGAAGAUAUUUUGGAAUAUCAGAAAAACAUUCAGCUUAGUUCAGAAUUACUUGCAUCAAAGGCUUCCGAGUUUCAGGCAAAAGAACAAGAUUUAUUAAAAUUAAGAAGUGAAGUUAAUCAAUAUACUGCUCAAAUCCAGAAGCUUACAAUGGAUCUUAACAGAAAAGAGGAGGAUGUUUUGGAAUUUAAGGAGAAGAUUGCUGAUUCAAGGAAGCAAUUACAGGUUGUGCAGAAUGAGAUUUCUUCAAAGCGUGAAGAAUCGAACACCUUGAAACAAAAACUGUCUGAAUCGGAGCGUGUCAGAAAUCAGCUGAUCAGUGAUCUUGGCUCCAAAGAGAGAGCAAUUAUGCAGCUGAAAUAUGAUCAUGUUGCAAAUCAGAAGACUGAAGAAACUCUCCAGCGGUAUCAGACACUGUGCACUGAACUAAAAGCUAAAGAGAAAACAAUUCAAGAAAUGAGACAAGUAAUGUCUGAACAGGAAGAAACACAGCUAGAGCAAGACAAGGUCCUUGAAAGUAAAAUGACUGAAAUUGACAGCUUAACUGAAGAGCUAAUACACUGGAAGCAAAGCUGCACUUGCUUGGGUAAGGACUGUAACCAAAACUCUUUAAAAUCUGAAGAUAUAAUGUAUAAUGCUGCAGGAAUGAUACUUGACAAAGCUGAAUUAGCACAGCUUAAAGAAAAUUUGAAGAAAUCUGAAGAAAAAUUUCAAGUGGAAAAAAAGAAGUGGCUUGAAGAAAAACUUGUAUUGAUCAAACAAGCAAAAGAAGCAGAAGACAGGAGAAAUUAUGAGAUUAAAAGGUUUGUGGAGGACCGGGACCGCCAAACAAAACUGCAAACUGAAAUAGAAACACUUACGAAGCAGCUGGCUGAAAAGGAUGAUAACUUGCAAAAGUGGAGACAAGAACGAGAUGAACUGGUUGCUGCUCUUGACAUUCAACUUAGGAAUCUUAUGGCAAGCUGUGUUCAAAAGGACCAAGAGCUUGAAAAGCUGCAAAAAGCUGCCAGUGCCAUUCCACAUGAUAUUAAUCGGGAGACCUCUAAACUUGAUUGUAUGUUAGCUGAAAAAGAUCGAGAGGUAUCUCUGCUACGUGAACAAUUAGAUAAUUUCAAGAAUGUUGCAAUGGCACAGUCAAAAGCCACCAUUCCUGACUCCUCAAUUGCAAUGACAAUGGUGACAGACAAAUGCAUAAAAAACAGGCAAUCUGAGCUUGUCUUGGAGCAACAACAACAACAGGAGGGAAUAAAUCAUUGUCAGCUCAAUGAAGAAAGGACUGAUCUACCAAGGAAUUCCACACCUGUUUCUGAUGAUAAAGUAGAAAAUGAGGUUUUGCUUGCUAACUCGAUUUUAGACUCUUCUGAAGUAUCUACAGAAAAUGGCAGAACCAGCAGAUUUCCUAAGCCUGAACUUGAAAUAAGGUUUACACCUCUUCAGCCUAAUAAAAUGGCAGUUAAGAAGCAAGGCAGAGAUUCAUCUGUGACUUUGAAAAUAACCAGAACAGCAAAGAAAAGGAAGAGUAAUGCAAUGGAAAAGGAAUCAUCUAAUGCACAAAAAAUGUCAACUUUGAAGCAACAAGCAUCAAGCUCAAGUUUAGGUACCAAAAUAAAAAAGGAUGGAACACUACAAAGAAUAGGAGAUUUUAUUCAAAGUUCUCCUUCUUUAUUGCAAAAUAAAGCAAAGAAAAUUAUUGGAUCAUUAAGUUCUCCCAAAUCACUAGAGGCAGAUGCAGGAAAGCCAGCUGAGCACAAACCUAAAAGGUCAAGGAAAAAGUUGUACAAGAUGGAGAUUUCUUCUCCAAUGGUCUUUCCUCCUCAUCAUAUUGUUGAAAUUGAUCAGGAGGAGAAAGAAAGUGACCAUCUUAACAUAAAAAGAAGGCUGCGAACACGAACAGCAAAAAAGAGACAUAGUCCUUAAGUUAAAAAUAAUAUAGUUUUUGUAGUGUUCCUUUUAUCCCAUCAUGUUCAAAUGUCUGUAAAUUUCUUCUGUAAAUACGUAAAAUGAAAAUUACAUUAGAUAUGUAAUUUCUUUAAAUAAAAAAAUUUACAAUUCACUAUUGUUUUUGUUCUACUGCAUCCUGAAUUCAGGUGCUGCUGAUGUAAUUUGGUAACUUAAUCAGAAGUAAAGUUUCAAUUAUAAAGGCAAUGGUACUUGGAAAAGUCAAAACUAAACCUACUUGAUCGGUUCAUUUCUUAACCUGCCUUUAAUUACUUAGUUGUCUUCAAUUCUAAUAAUUGUCUUCUUCAGGAUCAACCUAUCAGACAUCUCUAAAUUACUGCUUCCUUGACCUAUCAUAGUUAUUCCUGUACCUUGUAAUCAUUCACUGAAAAGCAUUUUUAAUUAUUUGAGUUCACAUGCAUACUCUUAGCAUCACUCUUGUUGUGUGUAUAUUUGCCCUUUAUAAUCAUGGACUUAAUGUUUUCUUUAUACCCUUGCUUAACUGAAACUUAACAAAAUUAAGCAAG
Molecule: messenger RNA, 6196 nt
Organism: Erpetoichthys calabaricus (reedfish)
Lineage: Eukaryota; Metazoa; Chordata; Cladistia; Polypteriformes; Polypteridae
Product: kinesin-like protein KIF20B
Exons: 33
Coding region: 87-5648 (1853 amino acids)
Biological process (GO): microtubule-based movement; mitotic spindle assembly
Cellular component (GO): nucleus; spindle microtubule
Molecular function (GO): microtubule binding; ATP binding; plus-end-directed microtubule motor activity
Source: RefSeq, a predicted model, not a curated record